This is a messenger RNA of Galdieria sulphuraria, 986 nucleotides long. RefSeq lists its product as uncharacterized. The record is from RefSeq and is a predicted model, not a curated record. The coding region runs from base 18 to 296 and encodes 92 amino acids. NCBI's taxonomy places the organism in Eukaryota, Rhodophyta, Bangiophyceae, Galdieriales, Galdieriaceae. The transcript is spliced from 2 exons.
AUCCAUAUUAGCACUGUAUGUUGAUCACUCCAAGUACAAAGUUGGCUUGUAUUGAAUUCAUUUUCUUGAAACAUACGAUUCGUUGUUGUUCUUCUGAGGAUAUUGUUGCUGGAGAUUUUCUAGCUUCUCUUCAUUCUGAAUAUCAAACAAAUGGUUCUCUCACUUCACUCGAUUGCUUGAGCUUGAGUUUCCAUUUUUUUUGUUGCCGCAAAUUGGAUAGCGAUUUUGUGUUUUCCUUUUUUUGUGAAAGUUCAUUUGAGAAACAGGAUAUGUUGCUAUUUCAUUUGCUUUACUAGAGAAAUUAUGAAAAAGUUUGACGACUAGCUGAACACAAGGCCGCUAUAAAGUUCCUUAAAGUAUACGAGUCUUAUAAGAGCUGUCAACUUGCUAAAGAUAUAGCUCUAGUCAUAUUGACUCAAAACAAUUAUUUCAGUGUAUUAGGAAACAGAUGAAAGAGAGUCCAGUUUUUUCUUCAAACAAUGGCAAAGGGAGUAUAUCAGGAAAUAUUUUGAGUCUCGAAAGUUGUCUUUCUAGGCAAAUCGGUAACAAGUUUCUCUUCCUUUUCAAAUUGCAUAUGGAUGAAAGAAAAAAACAUGCAAACGAGGAGACAUUCUACUAUGAAAAAAUUCUUAGUUAAGCUGUUGUGGCUUUGCAGAAGACACGGUGAUUGAACGAUCACUCAAGUUUGUAAGAAGCCUUGAAUCGGCGUUGAGAUCCUGUUAUAUUCAAAACUUUCUAUUUGUGCCACGAAUGUUUCGAGACUUUGGUUACUUUCUUCUUCUCUCUUUGUUGAGCUUAAGCUGCAUUUCUAGAAUUGAACACAACGCAGAUGUCGUUCUUUUUCAUUUCGAGUAAUGAUGAACAAAUUUCAAUGAUUCUCUUACAUGGUUGCAUACAGUUUUUGAAACAAUAUGAAAGCGAUCUCAGAGUUAUUUGUAGACUUUUUAAUGUAAAAGGAUUCUUAGAAGACAGUACAAUAGUGCUUU